AUGGGGGCAGUGAACUCGCAAUUCUUCAUGCAGGUGACCAGCGGAGGGACCGUCGCAUGCUUCCAGCGUGCCGAGGUCGUGCUGGCAGCGCAGCUGAACGGCGAUUGGAUCGCGAUGUCUGUCCUGAAGGAUAAGUCUUGCGAGCCUAGCUCAGUACAGCUGCCGGUGGAUGUCGCAGGUGGGGAUGUCAAGUUUGCCGUGGUCACCACCGAGAACAACGAACUGAUUUCACUCACCGAGGCAACGAUGAUGCCCGAUCAGCCGUUCCCUGUCGUCAAGUUCACGACACAGACUGGCACUUUCGCCAUCUCCAUCCUGACCGUCCUGAAUUUGCGCAGUGGCCCGAGUACACAGACACCGACCCCGAAGACAGACACCGGAGUCCCAGAGACAAUCAUUGUUUCGGACCCACCGGUGGGGCCGGCGACGAGCAGCGCAGACUCGCCAGUGACAAAGCCUGGGCCAGACUCGCCAGUGGCAGAGCCGGGGGCGACGAAAGCCAAAGUGGAGGACGAUGCGCCGAUCGUGGAGGAAGGUUCCGAGGUAGUUGGUGAGUCGGAGCAGGACAUCACAUCCAUGCCGACAAGCCAAGUGGAGCACAUCCUGCAGAGCGGCGGCACCCUUCCUGGCUGGGACCCGCACGGCGACCCCGUGAAGGACCUCGGCUAUGUGAAGAUCUUUUACUCUGCAGCCAUCAGCAACUACGACCCAGCGACACUGUGGCCGACUUGUACACUGGAGAGUGGUUUGAAGACCAAGCUGAUCGACCUUCGGGACCAGUAUGUGGCGAUGCACAACGAUGGGUCGAUGCUGAGUCUGAGUGCCGAGUCCCAGUACGAUCUCUCGGUGCUCGAGGUGUGGUGCCGCCAGCUGUACAAAGGUGUCGUUCCCCAUGGGCCGCUGCUCGGCUGGGCCAGGAUGAACGGGCACGAGCUGUACUACCACAUCUACGGCGAGAACAACCCGCCGUUCCUGAUGGCCAGGUACCCGUUCUUCCGGCACGCCUUCGACAUCAUGGAGGGAGUCAAAGGCAUGUUCAUGCAGGCUGGCCUCUGGAAAGUGCGAGGAUUGGUCCUCCCUUCACAGAUGAGGAUCCCGGAUCGCAGCCCCGCGGCCCUGAACAAGUCACUGCUGGCCCAGCAUUUCCCCGAUGAAGGCCGUAUCAUGGAGGAUGUGCUUCCGACGUACUGCUCGCUCAAGAUUGACCACUCGGAUUACAUGGCACGUGGGCCCUACGAGCAUCUUGUCGGCGCCCCCCCGAACUCCGAAGAGUCCUUCUUCUUUGACUGCUCGCCCACCACGACUUUCUACAUGCAAGCCAAGGGUCAGUUCAUCUAUGCCAUGAACCUUGGCUUCGAAAAGACCAAGAGGCCCCGCAGCGAGAUGACCGUCGAUUGGAUCCGCAAGGCCGAUGUCCCUGGAAUGCAGGAGUUCCAGGUACUGGGUGUGUUUCCAAUGGAGGCGCCGAGCCUGCAGGGCAUUGCGAUUAAGUUCAAGUACCACUCCGGCAUCUACUGCGAGGAGGCCGGUGUCAAGAAGGCCUUGUUCCUGGAGCUGCGCGACUACCCGGACAACAUGUACUGCCGGGGAGGGCGGCGACCGCCGAACGUGCUGCAGCUCUUCGCGAUGGACCUGGUGCCCGCCGAGAUCAAGAAGUCACUGGUGACGAAGGCACCGGCAGGGCAGAAUUUCGAGCCUCGUCGCAGCAGGCCUGGAUUUGUUGUCCAGGGCGACAGGCCUUUCAAAACCUGUCCGCACGGAUGGGUCUGGCAGGAAGCCUACAACGGCAAGAUCACGUUCUACUACGUGGACGAUGGCCAAACGUACGAGUUCCACCAGCACAGCCCGGACUCGAAUGUGCAGUUCUUUGACCACGAAAAAGGGGAGUACGUGGUGGCAAACAGCUGCACAGGCUUCUGGCAGCAUGACACGGUGUCGAGUUUCAUCGGCGACUUCAUCCGUGAGUACUACUACGACGACUGA
Symbiodinium sp. CCMP2592 is the source of this 1983-nucleotide messenger RNA. The record is from the annotation of a GenBank genome assembly. NCBI's taxonomy places the organism in Eukaryota, Dinophyceae, Suessiales, Symbiodiniaceae.